Aspergillus steynii IBT 23096 is the source of this 1767-nucleotide messenger RNA. RefSeq names its product putative C6 transcription factor. Gene Ontology annotation, biological process: regulation of DNA-templated transcription; DNA-templated transcription. The coding region runs from base 1 to 1767 and encodes 588 amino acids. Gene Ontology annotation, molecular function: DNA-binding transcription factor activity, RNA polymerase II-specific; zinc ion binding; DNA binding. The transcript is spliced from 6 exons. The record is from RefSeq and is a predicted model, not a curated record. Lineage: Eukaryota; Fungi; Ascomycota; Eurotiomycetes; Eurotiales; Aspergillaceae.
AUGUCUGACUCGCAGUCGACUGACGGGACUAAGCCCACCCGAGUAAUUCGACGGCGCCGAAAAUGUCGUGCUUGUGAUUCCUGCUACAGGAAGAAGAUACAGUGCGAUCAAGCCACCCCCAAAUGCAAUUGGUGCUACCACCAGAAUAUCCCCUGCACAUUUACGCGCAAUCACGAACGCUUCCGGGGCCAGCAAUUGAACCCUGCCAGCUCUGAGCGCUCGAACCUACCACCUGAGUCUCCUCGACCAGAAUAUUUGCGUCCCGAUCCUCACGGAUCCACGGGCAAACCUCAUAAUAUGCGGUUGACUCUUGGAAACAUCUGCACUUUCAACGGGCUACCUUUCUUCUCUUCUAGUGGCAGGGAAUGGAUCAAAAAGCAAACCGGAGAAGAUGCUAAUCUGACCCAAUUCCUACUUGAUCGAAAUCAUUCAUCUUUUACGAGUGGUCCAGCAACCUCUAUUAGCUCGACUUAUCAUCCUUAUUGCUCAUUAUCCCUUCCAGACAAGACAUUGCUGUAUCAAAUCUUGAACGCUUAUACAUCGUCUGUAUUUUUUCAUAUAUUUCCAUUCAUCACACCUUCACUGUUUGAACAUACGAUACGUGCUGCCUACCAUCAACAACUGUCAUCCAUAUCCCCCGGCGCUGCGAGUGCUAAGGCGUGUGUAAUGGCGUUUCUUGCCAUGAGCCCGAUGUUUUGCCAUUUCUUGGACCCGAGUCAGCUGCAGAUUAUGGGCCAACUUGGAUCUGAGACUUAUCGCUCGCUACCCGAAGUUUUUAGUGAAUCAGUCACAGUAGAUGGUUUGCAAGCACUUUUAUUACUUUGCAUCCACAGCCAAGCUAUAGUGGGCGACUUGUUCACUGUAAAUUUGCUUACAGCUGCAGCAACCAGAUUUGUCUAUCAACUCGAAGGGAACAUCACCCCUGUUAAUGUAGAUGAACAGUCGUUACCAUUGAAGCGACAUAUCCGAAAUCUAUUCUGGGUAUGCUAUCUUAUGGAUCACGAAAACAGUCUACGCAGCGGUCUUCCUCCCAACUUCGAUGACACCCACUGCGACUUCUCCCUUCCUGAAUGCUACGGUGAUUUAUCUGCCCCGAGCACUUGUUCCCCUCUCUUUCUCCCGUUCAUCCGUCUAUCAAUCGUGCAAUCUGAAAUAUACCGUCGACUCUACUCUGUUUCGGCACUUCGACAAACGGACGCCCAACUGCUCGGCACGAUUCAGGAUCUGGAUGAAUUACUCGAGAACUGGAAAUUGUCAAUCCCAAUUGACAACAGACCCACCUUCACAGAGCGUCCCUCCGACGCGGGAAGUAUGCCUUCAUCCGUCAUGCAGCUACAAUAUCACUACUGCAUGGCGACUAUUCACCAAGCCAGUGGUCGCUGUAGCUCCUGGGCCCAGAACCAGAACACGCACGGCCCGGGCUCCAGUCUCGCCAUCAGCGUCGAAGCUAGUCGGUCGCUUCUGCGGAAGUUCUCCGAGUCCGAGCUGGACUUUCAUCGUCGCAAUUUGAUGUUUUGUCUACCAUAUAUCACUGUCGUCAUGAUUCACCUGUUCUGCAAUUUCCUGCUGAACCCUCUCGACCCACGCUGUCGGGCUGAUCUGGAUGUCAUGGAACGACUUCCUCACCAAAUUCAGGCUCAUGUGUGGCCGCAGGCUCCUGCUCCGUUUCUAACGCAGGUGGAUUUCGUGAAGGAGCUGAGUACGGAGUUGCAGCGUCUUGCGCAUAGUGCACUUCGUAAGGCUAUGGAGGCACAGGCCCAGACUUAA